Molecule: messenger RNA, 1604 nt
Organism: Austrofundulus limnaeus
Lineage: Eukaryota; Metazoa; Chordata; Actinopteri; Cyprinodontiformes; Rivulidae
Product: DExD-box helicase 39A
Exons: 10
Coding region: 100-1383 (427 amino acids)
Molecular function (GO): ATP binding; RNA helicase activity; nucleic acid binding
Source: RefSeq, a predicted model, not a curated record
GGUGUAAGUGAACGCAUCACUUGAGUGUGCAGCCCUGUCCUGUAGCUAGCUAAAAGCUAACACGAAAGUAUCACGUUUUACAGCAAAAACAAACUUAAGAUGGCAGAGAAUGAUGUUGAUAAUGAGCUUUUGGACUAUGAGGAGGAUGAGGAGCCCCAGGGACUCCCUGAGAGCGGUACACCAGCAGGAAAGAAAGAGGUUAAGGGUUCCUAUGUCUCCAUCCACAGCUCUGGCUUCAGAGACUUCCUGCUGAAACCAGAGCUUCUCCGGGCCAUUGUUGACUGUGGUUUUGAGCAUCCUUCAGAAGUUCAGCAUGAGUGUAUUCCUCAGGCGAUCCUUGGGAUGGACAUCCUGUGUCAGGCCAAGUCUGGAAUGGGAAAGACGGCUGUGUUUGUUCUUGCCACGUUGCAGCAGAUCGAACCUGUGGACGGACAGGUGUCUGUCCUUGUGAUGUGCCACACGCGGGAGCUGGCCUUCCAGAUCAGCAAAGAGUACGAGCGUUUCUCCAAGUACAUGCCCACCGUCAAGGUGUCGGUGUUCUUCGGCGGCCUGGCCAUCAAGAAAGACGAGGAAGUCCUGAAGAAGAACUGCCCUCACAUUGUUGUUGGAACUCCAGGACGUACGCUGGCCCUCAUUCGUAACAAGACUCUCAGCGUGAAAAACAUCAAACACUUUGUGCUCGAUGAGUGUGAUAAGAUGCUGGAGCAGCUGGACAUGAGGCGUGACGUUCAGGAAAUCUUCCGACUGACACCCCACGAGAAGCAGGUUAUGAUGUUCAGUGCCACUUUAAGCAAGGAGAUCCGCCCCGUCUGCCGCAAGUUCAUGCAAGAUCCGAUGGAAGUGUUUGUGGAUGACGAGACCAAGCUGACACUUCAUGGAUUACAGCAAUAUUACUGCAAGUUGAAGGACAGCGAGAAGAACCGAAAGCUCUUUGAUCUCCUCGAUGUGCUCGAGUUUAACCAGGUGGUGAUCUUUGUGAAGUCUGUGAAUCGCUGCGUGGCUCUGUCCCAGCUGCUGGUGGAGCAGAACUUUCCUGCUAUUGCAAUCCACAGGGGCAUGGCCCAGGAGGAGAGAUUAUCCCGGUACCAGCAGUUUAAAGACUUCCAAAGGCGGAUUCUGGUGGCAACCAACCUGUUCGGCCGAGGCAUGGAUAUCGAACGAGUCAACAUCGUCUUCAACUACGACAUGCCGGAGGAUUCUGACACAUACCUUCACAGAGUGGCCCGUGCCGGCAGGUUUGGAACCAAAGGUCUGGCCAUCACCUUUGUGUCAGACGAGACCGAUGCCAAGACCCUGAACGAAGUCCAAGAUCGCUUCGAGGUCAAUGUAGCCGAGCUACCUGACGAAAUCGACAUCUCUUCCUACAUUGAACAGUCGAGAUGAGUGAAGUGUCCUGCCACUGAAGACCGUGUGUGAUGUUAGAGGAAGAAAAAAAAACAAAACAAAAAAAAAUUGUUUAAAUAUACUCCUCCCAACGUCUAUGUAGGCAAAUUCAGAAGACAUUAUUUUCUCAUGUCUUUGCAGAGURCUUGUUUUAGUGUUUUCCUUGAUGAAACCAUUGAUUUAUUGUUUUGGUUAAAGAAAUAAAUUUGUUUUGUAACUUA